Mycetomoellerius zeteki is the source of this 923-nucleotide messenger RNA. RefSeq names its product Ubiquitin carboxyl-terminal hydrolase (gene Uch). The transcript is spliced from 7 exons. The coding region runs from base 115 to 795 and encodes 226 amino acids. The record is from RefSeq and is a predicted model, not a curated record. Gene Ontology annotation, biological process: ubiquitin-dependent protein catabolic process; protein deubiquitination. Gene Ontology annotation, cellular component: cytoplasm. Gene Ontology annotation, molecular function: cysteine-type deubiquitinase activity. Lineage: Eukaryota; Metazoa; Arthropoda; Insecta; Hymenoptera; Formicidae.
UGAAGUGUGAACAAGGACGUGAAACGUGAGAAGAUCAACUCGUUGAAGGAUAAACCGGAUUUACCGGCGUUCUGGAACGAAAUUUCUUGUGGGAGAUAUCACGAAAUAUUCAACAUGGCUUGGGUGCCCUUGGAGUCGAAUCCAGAGGUUAUGACGAAGUUCCUCCACAAGUUGGGUGUUCCAAAAAAGUGGUCAAUCUUAGAUGUAUACGGCUUAGAGUCGGAAUUGUUGGCGAUCAUCCCUAGGCCUGUCCUUGCCGUCAUUUUGCUUUAUCCUAUUUCUUCAAAGAUUGAAAAGACUAAAGAAGAGCAAGCAGAAGCUAAGGAUAGCAAGAAUGAUGCUGCAGAAUCUGUUUACCAUAUAAAGCAAUCUAUUUCUAAUGCAUGUGGAACAAUUGCAUUACUUCACAGCGUGGCGAAUAAUUUGGAUGUAAUACAGUUGGAAGAUGGCUUUUUCAAAAAAUUCUUAGAGGAAACCAAAGGACUUUCGUACAUUGAACGUGGCGAACGUUUAGAAAAAUCGCAAGACAUCAUUGAUACUCAUAUGGAAUCUGCCCAGGAAGGACAGACCGAGGCACCAGCUGAAGAUGUGGAGGUGUACCAUCACUUUGUCGCGUUUGUCCAUAAGGACGGUUCCUUGUACGAGCUGGACGGUCGAAAAUCUGCCCCUAUCAGUCACGGUUCAACUACACCGGAAACACUCCUCGACGAUGCCGCUCGCGUGUGCAAGGAAUACAUGGAACAUGAUCCUAAUGAAGUGCGUUUUACAGUGGUCGCACUCGCUGCCAACGAGUGAAUGGUGCCUCAUCCUCAAGUGCAUUCGCCUUUAAGCUAAUUUAAACCCAAAUAAUUUAUCUUAUAUGUUACAUAAUGUUACAUAUAUUAUAUUUUACUUCAGCAACGCAUUUAUUUUGUCAAUUUUCU